UCUCUCUCCCAAAUCUCUCUCUCUCUAAAAUGGCAGCUGUGCUCAUCACGACGGCGAUCGCCGCCUCAGCGCCGGACACCACCGGUAAGAUUCCCCGCGAUUUAGCGGAUCCCGAUGUCGAAAUCGUCACUUCCGGACGCCGACGGAUUCCGGCGCACUCCGGCAUCCUGGUUUCAGCUUCGCCGGUGCUGAAAAACAUCAUCGAGAGGCGGACCAAACGCCACGGCGGCGGCAGAAGAGUCAUUAGGGUUCUCGGCGUUCCAUGUGGCGCCGUUUCCGUCUUCGUCGAAUUUCUCUACAAUUCCAGCCUGACGGAGGAGGAGAUGGAGAAGUACGGGAUCCACCUGCUCGCCCUGUCGCACGUCUACAUGGUGGCUCCGCUGAAGCAGCGGUGCACGAAAGGCGUCGGUCACUGCCUGACGGCGGCGAACGUAGUCGACGUUCUCCAGCUGGCGAGGCUAUGCGACGCCCCCGACCUCUGCCUCAGAUGCAUGCGUCUCAUCUACGCUCACUUCAAGACCGUGGAGCAGACAGAGGGCUGGAAGUUCCUCCAGGAGCAUGACCCCUUCCUCGAGCUCGACAUCCUCCAGUUCAUCGAAGAGACCGAAUCGAGGAAGAAAAGAAGGAGGCGACACAGACGGGAGCAAAGCGUGUACAUGCAACUGAGCGAGGCGAUGGAUUGCUUAGAGCACAUAUGCACGGAAGGUUGCACGCUGGUCGGACCCAAUAACGUGGAACCGGGGACCAAGUCACGGCCGUGCAGGGCAUUCUCGACGUGUCACGGCCUACAGCUACUGAUACGGCACUUCGCAGUUUGCAAGAGACGGGCUAAAGGGCAGGGUUGUCUCCGUUGCAAGCGGAUGUUGCAGCUCCUUAGGCUUCACUCUUCCAUCUGCGACCAACACGAACAUUGCCGGGUUCCUCUCUGCAGACAAUUUAGAAAAAGAGCGGAGGAAGAGGAGAAGAUGGAGGAGGACACAAAGUGGAAUCUUUUGGUGAGAAGAGUUGUUUCUGCAAAAGUGAUGUCUUCUUUGUCUCAUCACAAGGAGCAAAAAGGGGACACCCAUGAAGGCCAAUCAUAAGGCUUAAUCAAGGAUCCUCAAGUCGUCCUAAAGGUUUCAACUAUGUAGAUAUUUUAUAAUAUUUGAUAUUAUAUAUACUUCAAAAAAUUUACAAGAUUUGUUUUUUUCUAUAUAAUGGGCAAAAGGUGUUUAUAUGGUACCUUUCGCUUUGGGUUAAGAGGGCUGAAUUUGUAGAUGAGUCACCCUUUAAUCUUGCCCUGUGGUUGCAUUUGUUUGUUUGUUUGUAACCUUUGAUGCCAAUAGCACAAUAUGAUUCAAAAAAAAAAACAAAAUUAUUAUUUCC
This is a messenger RNA of Tarenaya hassleriana, 1365 nucleotides long. RefSeq names its product BTB/POZ and TAZ domain-containing protein 1-like. The transcript is spliced from 5 exons. Gene Ontology annotation, cellular component: nucleus. The coding region runs from base 30 to 1082 and encodes 350 amino acids. Lineage: Eukaryota; Viridiplantae; Streptophyta; Magnoliopsida; Brassicales; Cleomaceae. The record is from RefSeq and is a predicted model, not a curated record. Gene Ontology annotation, molecular function: protein binding.